AUGAAGCAACAUGCCGAUGAGCGUCUCCAGGCUUUCCUAACCAGGUUUAACCUUACCAAGAGCAUGGUUAUUGAAUGCCACCCUUCAACGGCAGUUCAAGCAUUCAUACUGGCCAUGAACCGUGGCACCCCAUUCCACACAAGCUUGGUGGUGAACACGCCGAAGACUAUGGAUGAACUUAACGAAAGAGCCGAUGGAUUUGUGUGCUUGGAAGAAGAAAAGGGGGCAAACGCUCGGAAGACAUCCGUCAUAUCCACGGAAGAAAAGACCAAAGCAAAGAUCAGGCAAAAACAGGUUCAGCCACAACGCUCCUCGUGGAAAUCUGAGAAGAGGCCCAGAGAGGAAGAGCUGGUUACUCCAUUGAAAGUUACCCUAGCAAGACUGAACCUAAGGAGACAGGUAGAGGUGUUGAUAGCCAGAGGGGAGUUCGCAAGUUAUAUUCAAGGACCAGCGGUGGAACAGAACCGACCAAUGGAGCACGUGAAGAAGAAUCAGAAGUCGAAUUCUCACAACACGCAACCAGUUCGAGUAAUCAAUGCAAUUCACGGUCGGCCAGAACCUGCCGAGGAGUCAGAUGAACUGCUUCGAACACGCCUUCACCAGGCACGGAUGAAGAGAAGGAUAGGCAGUGUAAACACUCUGCACCAACAGAGCGCAUCAACGCAGAUAAAGUUUGACGUAACAGACUUGUUGCGUGUUCAGAUCCCUCAUGAGGACCCGCUGGUCGUAAGUUUGACAGUGGCCAAAUGCUUGGUGCGCAGAGUUCUAAUUGACCCUGGAAGUAGUGCGAACAUCAUGCCAAGGGAUACAUUCGAUCGGCUCGAGAUCAAAUAG
This is a messenger RNA of Cornus florida, 834 nucleotides long. RefSeq lists its product as uncharacterized. The transcript is spliced from 2 exons. Lineage: Eukaryota; Viridiplantae; Streptophyta; Magnoliopsida; Cornales; Cornaceae. The record is from RefSeq and is a predicted model, not a curated record. The coding region runs from base 1 to 834 and encodes 277 amino acids.